Cladocopium goreaui is the source of this 1956-nucleotide messenger RNA. The record is from the annotation of a GenBank genome assembly. NCBI's taxonomy places the organism in Eukaryota, Dinophyceae, Suessiales, Symbiodiniaceae.
AUGUCAUGGAACAUUUGGCCCAGCACGAGAUUGGAUGCAACUCGCAUCAUCGUGCCCCUUGGGUGCUUGUACACCCCACUGAAGGAGACAGAGGGCCUCCAAUUAGUGGAGUACGAACCCGUCAUUUGCAAGGGAAGAGAUUGUGGAGCUGUGCUCAACCCUUUCUGCUACGUGGACUUCCACUCCAAGAGUUGGACGUGCCCAUUUUGCCACCAGCGCAAUCGUUUUCCACAGCACUAUGCCGACCAUAUAACAGAGACCAACCUUCCCGCCGAGCUGCUGCAAAUGUGCUCUACUAUUGAGUACAUCAUUCCUCAAGUUGUUUGUCAGCCGCCUGUUUUUUUACUUGUUUUGGACAUCGCCCUCAUUGAAGAAGAGCUGGAUCAGGCGAAGGACUCCUUGCAGCAGUCCUUGGCCAUGAUGCCGCAGAACGCCUUAGUAGGAUUCAUCACCUUCGGAGCAAUGUGCUAUGUUCACGAGUUGGCCUCGACCACUCUGCCAAAGGCCUAUGCUUUUCGAGGUGGCAAGGAGUACACUGCUCAGCAGGUAGCCUAUCAAUUAGGCUUUGCCUUGAAGAAUGACCCUAGGGGCACCAUGGGUGCUCAAGCUGCGAGGAGGUUUUUGCUGCCAGUAGCCGAGUGUGAGUUCACCUUGAACUCUCUGCUGGAUGACCUCUCUCGCGACGCCUGGCCUCCAGGUGGCCAUGAUAGAAGACCCUUCAGGUGUACAGGUGCUGCAUUGAGUGUGGCUUUGGGCUUGGUGGAAGCCACUUGCCCUCAGAGUAGCGUUCGUGUCUCCCUGCUGGUGGGAGGGCCCUGCAACGUUGGCCCUGGCAUGGUGGUUGGCGAGGAGCUGGCCGAGACAAUUCGAUCUCAUCUGGACCUCCAGAAGGAGACGCCAAAUGCAAAGUAUACGAAAAAAGCGCUGAAAUUCUAUGCCUCGCUGGCCUCAAGGGCCGUCGCUUGUGGCUUCGCAGUGGAUAUCUUCGCUUGCUCUUUGGACCAGGUCGGUCUCUAUGAGAUGAAGGUCAUCUCGGACAAGACCGGUGGGUUCAUGGUCAUGAGCGAUUCAUUCAGUAUGCAUGUCUUCAAGGACUCUUUCAGAAAGGUUUUCGAGCCGGACGAGACCGGAUACUUGAAGUUGGGCUUCAACGCCAAGAUUGAGGUCUUCACCUCCAGGGAGUUCAAAUGCUGCGGCGCAGUGGGCGGUUUGUCGUCCUUGGGCAAAAAGGGCCCCUGCGUGGCAGAGACAGAGAUUGGCGAGGGAAACACUUGCCAAUGGGUCGUGGGAUCCCUGGACCGGAACACAACCAUCGGUUUCUAUUUUGACAUUGCCAACCAGCAGGCCAAUUCGGUCCCGCAGGGGAAGCAAGCCUUUUUGCAGUUUCAGACUUGCUACCUGCAUCCAUCUGGCAGGAAACGGCUGCGAGUGACCACGGUGUCCCAUCGCUUUUCGGAUGCUCAGAUGACUGACAUUCAGCCAGGCUUUGAUCAGGAGGCCGCGGCUGUGCUCAUGGCUCGCUACGCCGUCUUUAAGUGCGAGAACGAGGACCCUUUGGACGUGCUUCGGUGGGUUGACCGGAUGCUCAUUCGUCUCGUUUCGAAGUUUGCCAACUUCCGAAAGGAUGACCCAUCCAGUUUCCACCUGGGCCCAGAGAUGACCAUCUUCCCUCAGUUCAUGUAUCACUUGCGGCGCAGCAAUUUUUUGCAAACUUUCAACGCGAGCCCGGAUGAGACGGCCUACUAUCGAAUGCUUAUCCUGCGUGAGAACACCAUGAACUCACUGGUUAUGAUCCAGCCCGCUCUUUUGCAAUACUCAUUCGAGGAGGGGCCGCCUCAACCUGUGCUGUUGGAUGCCACCUCCCUGAAGUGCGGGACCACGGUGGGCCGCGGUGGAGCCAUCCGGGCCUUGCGGUUGGAUAGCCAUGUUGCCUUGGGUGCCGAUGCAGCUUGCUGA